Messenger RNA from Phaeoacremonium minimum UCRPA7, 513 nucleotides. RefSeq names its product putative translationally-controlled tumor protein. Gene Ontology annotation, molecular function: calcium ion binding. Bases 1 to 513 code for a protein of 170 amino acids. The record is from RefSeq and is a predicted model, not a curated record. The transcript has 5 exons. Gene Ontology annotation, cellular component: cytoplasm. Lineage: Eukaryota; Fungi; Ascomycota; Sordariomycetes; Togniniales; Togniniaceae.
AUGAUCAUUUACAAGGAUAUCAUCUCUGGAGACGAGAUUAUCUCGGACUCGUACGACCUGAAGGAGGUCGAUGGCAUCGUCUACGAGGCCGACUGUGCCAUGAUCACUGAGGGUGCCGUCGAAGUCGACAUUGGCGCCAACGCUUCCGCCGAGGAGGCUGACGAGGGUGUCGAGGACCAGGCCGUUAAGGUCAACAACAUUGUCUACUCUUUCCGUCUUCAGUCCACCUCCUUCGACAAGAAGGCAUAUAUGGGUUACCUUAAGGGUUACAUGAAGGCUGUCAAGGCUAAGCUCCAGGAGGCUGGCAAGUCCGCCGAGGAGAUCAAGGCUUUCGAGACUGGCGCUUCCAACUUUGUCAAGAAUAAGCUGAUCCCCAACUUCAAGGAUUACGAGUUCUACACUGGCGAGAGCAUGGAUCCCGAUGCCAUGGUUGUCCUCCUCAACUACCGUGAGGACGGUACCACUCCCUAUGUCGUUGUUUGGAAGCACGGUCUCUCCGAGAUGAAGGUCUAA